AUGGCAGCCUUUAGCGAACACGUCGACCCCAUCGUCGACUCUCACCCAUUAAUCAACAGCAUCCCAGCAGAGCUCGUACCAUCUUUCGACCCAGUCUACCUGGAAUACUACAACAAAUACAAUGCAGGCCGACUGGCGACGCACCAAGUGCCCAUCGAAGCCUUCCGCACAAACCCGGCAAAGUACGCAAUCGCCUAUGGACGCGCCAGAGUGAGUGCCGACGGCCUCGCAAUCACUGACAGGAAAUGUCCCGUCAAGGGCGGCGAGAUCACCGUUCGCACAUUCAAGCGAGAUUCAUCAGCAGAGACUCGGCUACAGCCCAAGCCGGCGUACGUCAAUUUCCAUGGCGGAGGAUGGGUUUUUGGCGGGCUCGAAACGGAUUUUGACUUUUGUAAAAGACUGGUGCACAAUCUGGAUUGCGUGGCCUUUGAUGUUGACUAUCGUCUUGCGCCGGAAUAUCCAUAUCCCACCCCAGUCGAGGACUGCAUUGCCGCGUUUCGUUGGAUCCGAGAGACACUCAGAGAUGAAUUCAACAUUGAUCUUUCGCGUAUUGCUGUCGGUGGAUGUUCGGCUGGGGGCCAUCUGAGUGCCGUGAUUGCACACGUUUGUCGCAAUGAAAGUAUCCCAUUAGCCCUACAAGUCCUUGCAGUCCCAGUCGUCGACCUUCAUGUAUUCACUCCCGAAGGUGAACUACGACCGGAUAGCCCGUACGCAUCAUAUAGGGACCUAGCAUACACACAGCCUCUACCUCUUGAGCGCAUGAGUUGGUUCCACAAAGCGUUUUUGGGUAAUCCACGACCGGCAGAGUUGGACAAUGACUGGAAGGUAUCGCCGAUUCUGGCCCCUGACUUCAAGAACCUGGCUCCUGCUCUGGUCCUCAUAGCCGGGAUGGAUCCUCUCAGAGACGAAGGAGAGGCGUACGCAGCAAAGAUGCGGGAAGCAGGAUGUCAAGUGGAUAUGAUACGCUUUGAGGGGGCACCGCAUACUUUUAUGCAAUUGGACGGUAUUUUGGAAUCCGGGAAGAAGUACAACGAAACAGUGGUAGCUGCUCUCCAAAAGACAUUCGGGCUGUAA
Molecule: messenger RNA, 1074 nt
Organism: Talaromyces atroroseus
Lineage: Eukaryota; Fungi; Ascomycota; Eurotiomycetes; Eurotiales; Trichocomaceae
Exons: 3
Coding region: 1-1074 (357 amino acids)
Molecular function (GO): hydrolase activity
Source: RefSeq, a predicted model, not a curated record